CCACUGCUUUCUUGGCUUUAAUCCUCCUCAGUUCCCUCCUAACCUGGGUGGUUGAGAGAGACAGGCUGGAGCCUUGUGUUGAGUGUGUAUUGCAUUGUAUUGCAUGACCCUAAUAACUGGUGCAAUGAACAUGGUACAUUUAGAUAACUGGUACACUGGUUAUGGCGGUUUAGAGUAAACUAAAGAACCCCUUCUGCACUUUAAAAUGCUGUGGCUUUAUGUGUUAUAUUAUAACCACAUACUUGCAGCAGAGAGAGAAUGACUCACUUCCCAAAACAAGCUGGGAAUGGACCUGUUGUUUUUUGUUUUUUUACAACUGUCACCAUGCAUGCUCCCAGUAUACAUAGUUUAUUAUACUGCAUUUUUGUAAUUUAAAUAAAUUGUUUUUAGUACAGAUCUGUUUCACUGAUAAAAAUUAGUACUAAUACUUCACAUUAUGCAAUUUUUAUGCAUACUGGCCAAUACCAGUCAGCAACUCUCCUGUCAGCUUAGGGGAGAGUUGUUGUAAAAUCACAUAUAUGGCAAAUCUUAUUUAUGGUCUGAUUAAGGGUUGGUCACUUUACCCAUUCAGGCUCUAGAAUUGUAUUUUCAAAACAAGGACUCCCUAACAGAGUGACAAAAUGUUUAUAUUGCUAUAUUUUGCUAAACCUGUCAUUUAUCUAAUAUAACAUAAAGCUGCUUCUGUAAACUUAUAGUAAUGAUUAGCAAAUGUUUUUAGUAUAAUUAGGCCAAGAUGUUAUCAGGAUAUAUCUAAUUUCCUCUCAACAGGAAGACUAUAAGGGUUCUUUUUUUAAACUGUUUUUCUAAACCACAUAGUGCAACAUGCCUACAGUUUGAUUUCUUUUUCUUUAUUGUUAGGCCAGAAAAAUAUAAAAGUUAGAUGCAACCAGACAUUGGUUAAGACAUGCAUCAUGAAAAUCAUGCAAAACCUUCGUGUGUGGUCAAAUGUCAAGAAAAAAAAGCCUCAUGAAAAGUUAAAAAAAAAACUUCCUCAAAUGUUUCACCGGAAGGAGAUGUGGUGAUAAGUAGUCUUUUUGCACACAAUGCAGCUGCACCAUUAACCUGCACACAUCAACCAGACUGGACGCACAAUGAAGGAGGAAGACAUGAUUUAUACUGUGGUGGAAGUGCUCAUUGCUGUUAGUUGCUGUCUGGGUAACAUGCUGGUUAUUUUGGCCCUUUGGAUCAGUAGAAACAUUCAGCAGACGACCUUCUGCCUUAUUGUCUCGCUGGCUGUGGCUGAUUUUCUGGUAGGUUGUGUGGCAAUACCAUUGGCUGUAGUGGUGGAUGGACGAGUGAAGACUUCAUUCAAGACCUGUCUCUUCAUCAGCUGUGUGGUCAUCCUGCUGACUUUCGUCUCAGUUCUGUGCCUUGCAGCUAUUGCUGUAGAUCGUUUCCUUCGGGUGUGUAUCCCUAUCAGGUACAAAAGGACUGUAACACACAGACUGUCUUGUUGUGUGGUAGCAGCAUGUUGGCUUGCUGCUGUUCCUCUCAGCUUUACUCCCAUGUUUGGAUGGCACGAGAAUGAAACUUUCAGUAUUACAACCUGCAGGUUUAUAGAUGUCAUCCCAAUGUCAUACCUGGUUUAUUUCAACUUUUUUCUCUGCUCAUUGACGCCUCUGUUGGUAAUGACUGUGUUAUACAUCUAUGUCUUUUGCACAAUCAGAAGAAACCUUCGAGACAAACCAGGGAGCCAUACCCGAAAUUCGUACAACUACUUAAGGAAAGAGAAACAGCUGGCAGGAUCUCUGUUUCUGGUACUGGCCUUGUUUGGCCUGUCCUGGCUCCCUCUCCACAUAAUGAACUGUAUUCAGUACUUUGGAAAUAUUGAGGUACCAAAACAAGCUUUUAAUGUUGGGAUUGUGCUCUCUCAUGCUAACUCAGCUGUCAACCCAGUUGUCUAUGCAUUCAAAAUACAAAAAAUCAAAAGAGCAUAUCUAAAGAUCUGGAAAGAGUGCAUUUCAUGUGCAACAGAAAAGCAGGAAUCACAGAUAAGCCAGACAACAGACAAGUCCAGCAGUAACAAUGACAGUCUGGCCAAAAAUGAAUGAAGGCUGACUUCCUUGUUUAUUUCUAUUUUAUUAGGGAUCAAAUUUGAUUGGCUUUUGAAAUGUAUGUAUUAAAACCAGUGACUUGAUGAUUACAUUGGUGUGUGUCAGGCCUAGAACCAAAUAUUAUAUUAUUUAGAUACUCAUAUGUUUGCUAGGUAUUCAGUUUUAAAUUUUCAUCCAUCCAUCUAUUCUCUUAUCCAAUUCAGGGUCACAAGAUCCCAGCUGUUAUAGGGAAAGGGGUGGGAGUGCCCCCUGGACAGGUUGCCAGUCUGUCAGUGGGCACACUAAAUAUUAGUUUCUUUUAAAUGUGGAAAUCCAUUCCAUCUCAGCUUACAUCCCUGGAGUCCAUGUCAUUUAAACUAGUAAUCAUGCCGCUUCAGUUCACUUCAUUAAGGCCAAUUAGGGGACUAAAAAAUUUUUAAUGUAGCAGUUUCACUAUCUAGCCAUAGCUUUAAAUAUUUGCUGUAGCUUACUGCUGAAGGUAUGGCAUGCAAAUAGUUUUUUUAGAGAUAGCCCUACUGUGUACUGAUGUAAAGCAUGUGUUUCUGUCUAUAUUGUGAAAACUGUUGCAGAAGAAAAGACCUACUUCCUCUUGUUUUUAAAGUUAAGUUUUUAGAUAAAGUUUCAUAUCAUUCUUUCUCUGUUUCUGUUCAAGUUCUAGAUCGUCAUAUGUUGAUAUGAACACUCUCCAUUAAUAUCAACAGAAAGUGUGUGUGAAUGUGUGUGUGAAUGGGUGGAUGACUGAAUGUGUAAAGCGCUUUGGGGUCCUUAGGGACUAGUAAAGCGCUAUACCAAUACAGGCCAGUUACCAUUUUCCAUUUAAAGUGGUAGUUAAAGUUAAAUAAAAUGGAAUUAUGUAGGGGUAAUUGAUGCUGUAGUUCUGACCUUUAUUAAACUAAAAAAAAAAAGAACUUUAAAAACAAAACAAAAAAAAGAAACAAAUACUUCCCCAUUCAUUGUAACUGAUAAUGGAUAAAAAAUGUGGCUGAGAAGCUUGACAUUUUGUUGGUUUGGUGGGGCCUAUAAAAAAAAAUAAAGAUACAUUUAAAUUCAUAAUUUGUUGGACAAAGAUGCUUUUUUUUGUAGUUUUUUUUUCUUCCCCGUACACCACUACAGUGGUGUAUAUUUUAUUACUUGGAAAUCUAGAACCCAUCAAUAAAUGCUGUAUUUCCUUCUCUGAGACACUCUACUGAGGCUUCCACUGCAGCCACCUUUAGCUAGUGAAUGUAAUCUUCAUACAUUCAGUUUUAUCUUCAUUAAUUAAAAAGCUUACUUUAUUGGGUUGCGAUCAAGUCACUGACUUCGGAAUUGAAGAAUGCCAUUUCUUUGCCUUAAGAAACUCCUGGGUUGCGUUUGCAGUAUGCUUUGAGAAAUUAUCCAUUUGCACUGUGAAGCGCUGUCCAAUCAGUUUUGCAGUAAUUUGCUGAGCAGAGUAUAGCUUUUUAGAGUGUGUAAUUCAUCAUGUUAUGUCUGUCAGCACUCACAUCUUCAGUAAACACUAGUGGCCCAGUUUCACUGGCAGCCAUACGUUCCCAUGCCACAACAUUGACUCCACCACAUCUGACAUCUUUGGAUCAUGAGCUAUUUCUCUAUUCUGCCAUACAUCUUUUUGAUACAAGUUAAUCUUAUUUUUAUCUUUCCCAAGAAUUUUUCCAGAACAGUUCAGGCUCUUUUAGCUGUUUUCUGACAAGGUUUAAUCUAGUCUUAUCUUUCUUGAGUGUACCCAGUGGUUUGUACCUUGUUGUAGAAACUGUAUUUCAGAGGGCAUCUCUUUAUUCUAGACCUUGAUAAUGAUAAGGCUUGGCAGUAAAAUAUCCAAUUCAUUAAAAUGAAAUGAAAAUGGGGGAAAUGGAUAUAAAUGGCUGCAACUCUUAAGCCACUGAUGUUUCAUUUUCGUGAAACCCCUUGAAUUUAAAGUUUUAGUGGUGUAGAGAAAACUACAAAAAACUAUAUAUAUAUAUAUAUAUAUAUAUAUAUAUUUCAACCAUCAGGACUUAAUCAAAAAAUGCUGAGUUUAAGGAAAAAAUUCAACCUACAACCUUUUAAUUUUAUUAUAAAUUUUAUUAUAGUAACUGAUUUUGGAUAUUGUUUUCAAAUGUGUUUAUUUAGAAAGGUUUCCUUUAGGCAGGCAUUUACAUUGACAUGUACAUGUUUCUAUAAAAAAAUACAAGCCAGUAAAGACAGGGAUUUAAAAAACAGAGGGGUACAUACAUACAUAACUCAGACUACCUUCCCCUUAGCCCUCAGAUGCAGACCCCGAAUACUGAUUUUGGAUAAUAAAUGUAAUGAAAACAACUUCAGACAAUCAGUACGAUUAUUUUAUAUGUAUCACUGUGUAAAUUACUGUACAUUAAAACUCAUCAGACUCAACUGA
Molecule: messenger RNA, 4425 nt
Organism: Oreochromis niloticus (Nile tilapia)
Lineage: Eukaryota; Metazoa; Chordata; Actinopteri; Cichliformes; Cichlidae
Product: adenosine receptor A1
Exons: 2
Coding region: 1092-2051 (319 amino acids)
Biological process (GO): G protein-coupled adenosine receptor signaling pathway
Cellular component (GO): synapse; dendrite; plasma membrane
Molecular function (GO): G protein-coupled adenosine receptor activity
Source: RefSeq, a predicted model, not a curated record